GCUCUGGGUUUGUGCACAGUGUGUGUAUGUUUGUAUUAGCUCUGGGUUUGUGCACAGUGUGUGUAUGUUUGUAUUAGCUCUGGGUUUCUGCUUCAGUGUGUGUGUGUUGGAGAUGCUUCCCGUCAUGAACUGUGCGUUAUGAAGUGUAAUGAUGAAUCAGCUGCUGGCGUCCGUGUGAAGAUGCUCUAGAAACAUCUGCAUCUGACCCUUACCUUUGACCCCUGACCCCGAACACUGACCCGUGCCUGGCCGGCGUCCACCGUGCUCCAGAACCAUGUGAGGGCUUUUCAGUGCCUCUCUGAGCACCGCCUGUAACCCCGCCCCAGUUUAUACAAGCCCCGCCCCUCCCUCUAGCCCCGCCCCUCCUCUGAAGACACUGGCCAUGAUGUUCCGGGACCAGGUGGGGAUCCUGACGGACUGGUUCAAGGGCUGGAAUGAGUGUGAGCAGACGGUGGCGCUGCUGUCGCUGCUGAAGCGUGUCUCUCGGACGCAGGCCCGCUUCCUGCACAUCUGUCUGGACCACUGGCUGGCCGACUGCACCGAGAUACACAUACUGGAGGCAGAGGCCAACAACGCAGCUGUGGUCAGUCAGUGGCAGCAGGAGCAGAAGGAGAAGGCCGUGUCGCUGCUGCUAUCCCAUCUGCCCCUGCUGCAGCCGCGCAACAGUGAAGCUAAGUGUGAGUACAUGAAGCUGCUGCAGAUGGUCCUGAGCCACACCAUCGAGAGCAGUCUGUUCGUGGAGGAGAGUCGCCAGCUGCUGUCCUACGCCCUCAUCCACCCGGCCACCACCCUCGAUGACCGGAACACUCUGGCCCUGUGGCUCAAUCACCUGGAGGAGCACCUGUCCUCACGGCCGGCCGCGCUGCAUCACGCCCCGCAGGGCUCCGACGACUGGCCCUGCUCCGCCGAGGCCCUGGAGCCACCCUACGGACAGAACGGACACAUGGCUUUCCCUGGAUCGGGCGGAGUGACCCCACCGGUCAGCAGCAGCAGCACAGGACUGUCUGGUCAGGUGCAGCCGAGCUCGAUGAGGCCCUCCAUGUCUCUCACACCCACCAGUCAGCUGACCUGUGGCUCUGAUUGGCUGAGCCAGGAGGAGGGGGGCGUGUCCGGAGCAGAACACGCCCCUCUGUCGCCGCAGAGCAGUGUGGCUUCAUCAGGCAGCGAACAGACGGAGGAGCAGAGCAACACACGCAACACUUUCCAGGAGGACGGCAGCGGGAUGAGAGACGUGCCGGCCUGGCUGAAGAGUCUCCGUCUGCAUAAAUAUGCGUCACUCUUUUCUCAGAUGACGUAUGAAGAAAUGAUGAUCCUCACAGAGAAGCACCUGGAGUCACAGUCGUGUGGUGUGUGUUUGUUUCAGAACGUGACGAAAGGAGCUCGACAUAAGAUCGCUCUGAGCAUCCAGAAGCUGAGAGAGCGACAGAGCGUCCUCAAAUCUCUAGAAAAGGAUAUUCUGGAAGGCGGGAACGUUCGGAAUGCUUUACAAGAGCUUCAGCAGAUCAUCAUCACGCCAAUCAAAGUCUAUGCCCCGCCCACUGCUGCUCAGAAGGAGGUGGAGCCUGGAGUCACACCUGCCGAUAAAGCAGCCAAUCCUGGUGAAGAGAAGGAGAGCGAGGGCUUCCAGACCCACAAUCCUCCAGCGUGUGACGGAGAAUCAACGUCUGCACCCAUCGGUGACGGAGACAUCGCAGGACAGUUCACACGUGUGAUGGGGAAAGUGUGCACACAGCUGCUGGUGUCCAGACCGGACGAGGAGAACAUCAGCUGUUACCUGCAGCUCAUAGAGAAGUGUGUGACACACGAGGCGUUUACAGAGACGCAGAAGAAGCGGCUGUUGUCAUGGAAACAGCAGGUGCUGAAGUUGCUCCGCCUCUUCCCACGGAAGACUGUGAUUGACAGCAGCGUUUACCGGAGAGGCUGGCAGCAGUACGGGUCGAACUCUCUGCCCACAGCUGGAUCUGUGAGCGCAGGCUUGAGCCGCCGGGGACAGAGACCCUUCCAGAUGCCCCCCCGAGGAGCUCCUCCAGCCGGACGCAUGAGUCUGAUGAGCACUGACCGGGGUCUGACCGGAGCAUCCCCCCGACACUCGCUCACUAACCCCCCCACCGCCAGCACACAGGGCCGACAGAAUCUGUGGUUUGGGAAUCCUGGAGGCAGUAACAGCAUGCCGAGCCAGAGCAGAAGUUCAGUGCAGAGAACUCAUUCACUUCCUGUUCACACGUCUCCUCAGACCAUGCUCCUGUUCCAGCAACAAGAAUGCCAAGUUCCGGGGAUGGAUCUGGAGAUCAACCCCACGCUGGAGUCUCUGUGCCUCAGCAUGACAGAGCACGCCUUAGGAGACGGGAUGGACAGAACAUCGACUAUAUGAGAGGACCUGAAAGAAACCUGCGCUCCAGCACACACACGCAAACAACAGUCACUACAGACCACACACGACUAACUGUGUAUACAUUCUCUAAUAUUUUUCUACUUUAUUGUACUUAACUAAGUUUAUUAUAAAGGAAAUACAGAAACUAUUAUAUGGUUGAGGAACGAAGGUGCUUCUGGUCUGAGCCGUUCGUUAUCCAAUGGCCAUUUACAUCACUUCCUGCAUGACCUCUGACCCCACCACGGACUUCCUCCUGUGCUCUUCUGUGUUUAGACGGCAGUCGUGCUUCCCGUGUUUAUCUGUCCUUAGUUCUGUCCAGGUACAGAGGUUUGCUAGCACUUAUCCGUGAGAUGUUUACCAGGCGUCACUACAGCCGCGAGCGUUUCUCCGUUUGUAAAUACACAAGUGCACAAGGAAAAGCAGAAUAUGACCCCAGAGACUUUAUCCAAAUGAUUUUUAUACACAGAUCUAUGAAGUAAAGAUGUGAGAUCGAGCUGUGCUCGUCUGUUGCUCCGCCCCUCUGUGAUUGACAGGGACAUCCGCCAAUGACAGACUCCGCAAAAACCCACCAAUCAGAUUGCAUUUCAUCAUCAUCAUCAUCAUCAUCAUCUUCUGGUUUCCUGCUGUCUUCACAGACUCGACCGAUCGCAGCGGUGCUUCAUCUGUGGUGUGUUUCCUGUUUGAAUGGUACAGUCUCCUAACGGUGUGUGUGUGUGUGUGUGUGUGUCUAGUAAAGCUUUAUUGACUGAAAAACAGGCUUGUUUGCUUUGUUGGUGUAAUGAUUCGGUCGGAGCUCAGGAACACCCACAUCUCUCGAAAAUCACAGAAACAAAUGUUUUUCAUAAAGAAAAUGAAGCCUGUUUUCUACGGAAGCUCAUUUCUGCCGGCGCAUAAAAAAAACAAAUACAUAAUUGCAACUUUUUAUCUCACAAUUCUGACUUUUCUUAAAUGUGUGUUUAUGACUGUUAAACACAUUCCCAAUACUGUAACGGCAGAAAUAUUACCAUUCAGUUCAUCUGUGGGAUGAUGUGCAUUUAAUUGUGAUCUGGAUCUGAGAAGAGUCCAGACAGGUGUGUGUGUGUGUGUGUGUCUGAUGUGGAACAGCCUGGCGCUGCUUCAGUAUCGUGCUCAUCAUGAGGUCAGCUGGUCACUCCUCCUCUUCAUCCGUGAGGAAGAGAUCUUUCCUGGCGGGAAUCAUUCCAAAGAUGUCCUCUGUCUGUCUCUCUCUGGAGACCUCGUCUGUGAACCUCGCUGCAGAUCAGACCCACGAAAGGCGCUUGGCAUGAGAUAUUACUAUUAUUAUUGCUAUUAUUAUUAUUAUUAUAAUUAUUCCUGACAUCUGGAGUGAUGGGACUUGUGUGUGUUGCUCUGUUUGGUUCAGUUCUUCUAAUAUCUUUGUCAUGCUUCUUACCUGAAUGGACAGCAGAAUGAUAAUAAAUUGGUCAUGUUUUGCAUUUA
This is a messenger RNA of Carassius gibelio (silver crucian carp), 3829 nucleotides long. RefSeq names its product protein Smaug homolog 2. Gene Ontology annotation, molecular function: protein binding; mRNA binding; translation repressor activity. Lineage: Eukaryota; Metazoa; Chordata; Actinopteri; Cypriniformes; Cyprinidae. Gene Ontology annotation, biological process: negative regulation of translation; regulation of mRNA stability; nuclear-transcribed mRNA poly(A) tail shortening. Gene Ontology annotation, cellular component: P-body. The record is from RefSeq and is a predicted model, not a curated record. Bases 383 to 2371 code for a protein of 662 amino acids. The transcript has 13 exons.